Messenger RNA from Helianthus annuus (common sunflower), 1683 nucleotides. RefSeq lists its product as uncharacterized. Bases 848 to 1426 code for a protein of 192 amino acids. The transcript has 5 exons. The record is from RefSeq and is a predicted model, not a curated record. NCBI's taxonomy places the organism in Eukaryota, Viridiplantae, Streptophyta, Magnoliopsida, Asterales, Asteraceae.
GUUAAAAGAGGUGUUAAACAAUUAAAUUAAAAAAAACCAUCCAAAAAAUAUUAUUGGGCAAAUAAAAACCAUCCAACUAGUCAUUGCCAAAUCAAAUUGAACACGGCGUGAAAAAAGAACGCCAAACAUAAUUUUUUUGAAAAUAACGCCUAGGGGGCGGUUGGAAGGCGUUUUGGGGCGUUUUUUUUUGGGAAAAAAAGCCCAAAACCCCCAACUACGGGUGGUCUUAGUAUUGUUUUGGUUAAUGAUUUUGAUAAUUUGGGGUUGGAUUCAAUGUAUUUUAGAUUUUUAGGCCCACGUGGACCGACUCGCCUCAAAUAUCACCAACGCGUUUUGAACUAACUAAUGUUAGUGGAUAAGAUGAGAACUCCAUAGUUAAGCGGGCUUAGAUAGAUUUAGUACCAAUGAGCUCCUAGUGGUCAAAUCAAAAAAUAUUAAUAUUGGUGGUACGAAGUUGUCGCAAAGCGAACAAUAUUAAUCAAUAUUAUUGGUACUUGUUAGUGGACAAAAUAAAGGAAGAACUUCACAGUUAAACAUAGUAAGGUGAAAAUUUUGUGAGCUCCUUGUGGGUAAGGCGGAAAAUCUUAAAAGGACCUCGUGAGGAAAGCUAAAUAUUAAUAUUGGUGGUAUGAGAGACCGGAUGUUAAAAAAUGAGUGUGGGUCCCAUUGGGGAGGGUACGUGAAUAAACAGUAAUAAUUAUGAUUGUGACGGGGAAGGUAGUUCCAUAUUAGGUCAGCUGGAACCGUUCUGUAUUUGAAUGUGACAUUAUGUCUCUUCCUUUAUCAAAUCAGAAUAUACUUUACAUUAAAAAUCACAAAUAUCAUCUUCAUUAUUUUUCAUACAGUCAUGAGAUAUGCCAACAACAAGAAUCGGGGUUGUGAUUCUUUUAGAGCUGUCGAUUUGGUUGAUGAAGACGACAACGAUGUACCUCAUUGUGAACUGCCUGUAGCUCUUUCUAAAUCAGUGGAAGUUUAUGUGGCCCUUGAAAGUCAACUUUCAAUGGAUGAGCAAAUGAAUAGUCAAAGUUGCAUCAACAAGAUGGUGGAAAGUGCAGCUGGUUAUUCUAAAUGCAGUGAAAAAGAUGUGGAUAUUGAGAAGGGGAAGUCGGGAACGCCUGGAAUCAAUGAAGAAACUGUUGGUAGCCUAAAGAAUGAAGGAGGGCAGAUGAAACAGACUAGCUGUGAAAUGGGAGGAAAAUAUAUGCAGUUUUUGAUGAAUCACAGCCUCAUCUUACCCAAGUUCUCUACUCGAGGUGAGAAAGUUGCCGAGGCUCCAAGAAUAAGAAAGUACAAGCGUACUGCCUCUUUUAAUUCAAGAAAAGUUGCUCUUAUGUUCUCAGUAUUGUCAAGUUUGGGAACGAUUAUACUCAUAUACCUGACACUGAGAGUCAAACAGAUGGGCGAUUCAUCUAGCCGUUCUGAAUAAUAAUAAUAAUAAUCAUCAUUAUAUUUUGUAUUCGUUCACUUCGGGUGCUUCUUAUUUUGGAAGAAGAUUAGUUUUUGAGGGCUAUUUUUGCAUCCCCUAGAAUUAUGUUUACAUGUUUUGAAGCAUGCUUUGAUAUAGGCUGUAAAUAACUUGAGAUUAGUCUCACUUAACUCUAGAAGUUGAUCUCCACUUGUUUUAAAUCACGUUUGUAUAUAUUUGUCUAGAAGAUUAUAACGAGUAAUGAUCCGUUGUAGUUA